AAGUUGGAAGAAUCUCUGACUCCUUCCGAUGGCAGCACCGGAGAAAGGAGUCUGACACUUCAAGGUGAUGGACAAGAAUCUGGAGCCACACCUCAACCCAUUUCCACCCACAUCUGCCAGAUUAUCACCCGCAACCUAUCUGAGAAAUCAACUGGUGAGAGCUCUGAGGUCAGCGAACUAGAGGAGAGCAGGGCCCUGAGGGAGCAUCCGUCUCACAGUGACCAACCACUAAUCAAACACACCAGUCUCACAGAGAAGGUAUCUGCUGUUACGAUGGGCAACAGGCGGAGGCUAAUGUGUCGCUGCUUUGCCCAGCUGGAUCAGAUGCUGAUGCUGUCAUCAGCAGCGGACUCUGACCUGGAUAGUUCCCCGUUGGGAUCUAUGCAACUGCAAAACAAGGAGAAAGCCUACAGGCAAAAAUUGCAAGUCUUCCAGGAAGCUCAGAGGAGACAAGCCCAGCUUGUUCAGAAGCUACAAACCAAGGUUCUUCAGUACAAGAAUAAAUGUGGGGAACUACAGGAACAGAUACAGAACAAGACUUUGGAGUCUGAGAAGAUGAGACUCAUGGCCAACGUAGAUUCGGUUGAGCGUCAGAAGCGUGUGGAACAGGAACUGAACAUUGCCAUCCAAAAGAAGUUUGCUCAGCUGCAGGAGGAGCAGAGGAGGUGUGCCAGCCUUAGCCAAGUAAACUCUGUACUGCGGGAACAACUGGACCAAGCAGACACUGUUAACAAGGGGCUAACAGAGAGCCUUUGGAAGGCCCAUGAAGAUUUUGAGUUGUGUGAUAAACGUCUGCGCAGAGAGCAGGAGACAUGCGCCUUCAGGUCGAGUCGUGAACAGGCUCGUGUCAGAGCUUUGUGGCGCCAGGCAGCCUCCCUGCGGAGCAUUUUCACCCAGCUAAGGGCUUUCACUGACAGGAUUCUGUCUGAUAUGCGUGGUGAAUGUGUCACUGUGAGCCAGCAGCUACAUGUUGCAUGUGUGAGUGUAAUGGCCAGAGUUACGGAUGAGAGCACCAGCAAUGGUGUGGACAUGUCCAUUCUAGAGAUGCAGCUGAGGGGAAAGAUGAAAGAAGCCUUGCAGCUUCAAAUUCACUGGGAUGCUGAGAAAGUUGAAUUUAAUUCAAGAAUCCUGGAAUUGACCAACACCUUGAAGCACAUCCAGAGCCAGAGCAAUGACAAGGAUGCAAGUCUUAACAGCAUGCAGAUCAGUUUGGACAGGAUGGAGUCGAGGAGAACAGAGGAUAAAGUAGAAAUGGAAGCACUCCGUGGAGAGAUCCAGGCCUACCAAAAGAUUCUAUACCAUAUUCACCAGUUGGUUUGCAGAGACGGUGAGGGCACUGAAACGUUUUCCUCACAUCUCUAUGAGCAUUCUCCAUUAAAAAACGCUACCCUGAAUGCUGUACAGAAUGCACUCUUCAGCCAUGAGAAACAAUCACAGGACCUUCACUCUCAUUUGGAGGCAGCGUUGGUUCAAGUGGACAUAUUUCGUGAUCGUCUACAAGCAAAUCAUCUUGAGAAGAUAAAGAUGGAGCAGACAGUCCAGGAAGUACAGAGGGAAAGACAAAAGACUGAAAAAGCUCUGGAGGAAAGCCUUAAAGAAAGCAACAAUUAUCUUUCCUCACUGGAGCUCAUGUCCAGUGAAAAACAAAGCCUGGAAAAGUUGCUCUUAGGGCUGCAUCAGGAGGUGGACUCCCAGCGAGUUGAGCUGGAAGUCCUGCGGAGCUCAUCACAGGACCUCCAGAGGAAUCAGGACCUCCUAAGGCAGCAGAGGGAGGACCUGGAGAUGCAGCUGGCAUGCCAGUGCACCAAGGCUCAAAGAGGUGAUAGGAGUCUGCAGGAGCUUGAAGUUAAGCACUCAAAUCUGAACAAGGAGCUUAUUAUGAUGAAGGAAGUUUUGAGUCAAAUAACUCUGCAGAAGGAGCUGUUGGAGAAUGAAAAGGCUAGCCUUACAAUGGCUCUAAACAAGUUAGAAUCCCAUAGUGCCACACAGGAGUGUGCUCUGGCCAAACUACAAAAUCAGGAGGCUGCCUUAAAAGAUUCUCUUGCCAAAAUGGCAGCCCUUAAUGAGGGCUUAGCGAAAGACAAGGUGGACCUAAAUCGCAUUAUAAUGCAGUCAGAAAGUCAAAAGGCAGAACUUGAUGAACGUAGGCGGGAAGCUGAAUUGCAACGAGCAGCAGCUAGAGAAGAGUCAGUACGGGUGCUAAAGGACGUUAUGAAUCUUACUGCUGACAAACAAGCCCUGGAGAGCUCCAACAUUCAAUUACAAGAUAUCUGCCAGAAGCUGGAAGCAGAGAUGAACCUCAUGCAGAAGGAGAAAGCCUGGUCUCUGGAGAGGCACUCCCAGGUCGAAAGUCAGAUGCAGACUCUGACAGAGGAGCUGUUUGUAUCUAGGAUGGAGCUUGAGGCAAAGACCACAGCUGUGGAAACAGCUGCCCGUGACAGGGAGGAGUUGGUCAAGGACAAGGCAGCUCUGGACGUCAAACUAAACUCCACAGACCGAAAGGCUUGCGGUCUCUCUCAGGAGCUGGUUUUGCUGAGAGCAGAGAAGAUAUCCCUGGAGAGAGCUUUAUUUGAGAGCCAGGAGCAUUCUGCAUCUCUGGAGGUAGAGCUUGCCAGGUUGGAGGACGAGAGGCACAAACUGAUGCUGGCUAACAUGGCUUUGACGCGUGAUGCUCAGAUGCACGUGGCAACUGAACAACAGCUUUCAGAAGCUGCACAACAUCUGGGCGAGUUAGAGAAGAAGUUGGCUCAGGCGGAGAGAAAUGCCCAGUUGAUGCUGAAGAAAAAUGAGCAAAAUCACAGAGAGCAGCUAGAAGCUGAACGCCAGCAAAAGGAGCAGCAGCAUGCAGAGGUGAUGGUUCAACAGCAGCAAGCCCAAGAACAGCUGCGGAAACAAUGUGAGGAGCUGAGUGUGCACAGCCAAAAGGAGCUGCAGCAGGUGCAGGAAGAACUAACUGGGCUGCAGAGGGAGUUCAGCCAAAGACUACUGAUGGCCGAGAGUGAAAAGCAGCAGGCUUUGUCUCAGAAGGAGGCAGAGAAGGCUAUCCUUAUAGAAAAGAUGCAAUCCCUGCAGCAUGAUGUGGCCACAGCAGACAUGGAGAUCGAACGCAUGCAAAGGAUGGCACUAAGCAAACAGGGGCAGGAUGAGAAUGCAAUUGCUGUCCUUAAAUCUGAGCUGCAAAACAUGCAAACUCAGUUUGAAGAGUCUCUAAUCACUCAUCGGAAUGCAAAUGAUAGUCUCAUGGAGCAGGUCAGAGAGUUGAACCAACAGAACGAGCAGGCUAAACAGGAGCUAGAGGGUUUUCGUAAGCAUCUGAAAGAUGCAGAAGAUGGAUUCAUAAAAGGUCAGAGAGAUCUGAUUGAGGCUCACAGACAGCUUCAGAGCUGUGCUCAUGAGCGAGACGAGUUACGAAAAGAAGCACUGGACCUAAAACAACUGGUUGGUGAUAAAACAAGAGAAAAAGAAGCCAUCCAAGGGUCUAACCUAGAGCUUAGAGCAUUCGUCAAAAAAGCAGAGAGUGACAACAGCAGUUUGAGAAGAGCUCUGGAGGAGAAAAAACAGAGAGUGUCCAUCUUGGAGGAAUGUAAGGUGUCCAUGCAGCAGGAGAAAACCUCCCUAAGUAGAAGUUUGAGAGAACUGGAGAAGUCUUAUCUGCGGGCCCGCAGAGAGCUGCAAGAGCUUCGCAGACAGGUAAAAGUCCUGGAAGGCGAGAACAACCGACAGAAACAGGAACUAGGGGAAUUGCAGGCUCGAGGAUGUCAGGAGGAGCAGAAGGAGGAGGAGGCACGUCUUGAGGCUUUCACUCUCAGGCAGAGAUUGCUGGAGUGUGAGGCUUGCAGAGAAGCAGCACUAAAUGAGGUUGCAGGUCUUCAGUGUUGUGUGAAGGAAAUGGAAACAGCCAAACAACAGAGCCAAGAGCUGCUACAGGAAAAGGUGUCUUAUCAGCAUCAGAGUAACCAGAUGCAUGAAGAAGCCACUGCUAAGCUGGAGGCAGACCUAGAAAAUUCUAAAAUCGAGGUCAAGGAUCUCACUGUUCAGAUUGGUGUCGCUAACAACAAGGCCCAAAACCUUGAAAAACAGCUAGAUCUAAGUGAUGCCAAAUGCAGGCACCUGGAGCACCAUCUGGCCAGACUGUACACAGCUCUACACCAAACCUUUGGCAUCAACCACACAAGGCUCUUUGACAAACCAGGACCACAAAGACGGUCUCUAUCGCCCUUGAAAAGGUGCUCGGAAGUGAAAGGGAGAGACAGUGUAACAGAGCUAUCCAUGUUGACUUUGCGACAUGGUGAAGAUGAGGAAUGGAACGUGGACGCUGUGAGCACAGCCAUCCAGAAAUUCGUCCAGGAAUUUAGGAAUACACAAAGAGAUAGGGAUGAAGCCAAGGCUCAGAUAGUCAGUCUGAGUCAACAUGUUUCAACAUUAAAAGACUCUCAGGAUAAGUUGAGAAUGCAGCUGCUGCAAGUAAACAAGUCCUUGAAACAAUCGGAAGACGGAAAACAAAAAUUGGCAGAAGAGUUGAAAGAGGCACAGACUUCCCAUUCCAUACUGCAAGAUGUAAUAAACCGUACUGACAUGGAGAAGAGAAGUCUUGAGAAAGAGUUGGUUCAACUCAGGACUAGUCUGCAUUCUUCUCAGACUGAAUCUAUAACACUACAGAACAAGUUGGACAUCUUACAAAGGUUAGAAUCUUGUGCAAACCUGGAAAAGCUUAAGCUCAAAGAGUCUCUGGAGGAAGCAGAAAGCAAAGCGAACCGUAUCGAGCUCUACCAAUGCACCCUUGAGGGUGAGUUGCAGAGGACUCAGCUGAGAGCAGCAGAGCUGGAAGUGGAGGCUGGGGCCCUGCAGGAGAGACUGAAAGACAUGAGGAGAAAACUGAGUAAAAGUGAGAACCAAUGUGCUGUGCUAAGGGUCAGCGAGGAGAGGCUUGCCACUUCUCUGGCUAGGGCCGAGAGGCAUGAGAGCCAGCUGAGGGAGCAGAAUAAAAAACUUUCAAGCACUGUCUGUAACAACGUGACCAAUGCUGAAGGUCUACAGGAGCAGUUAACACAGCUGCAAACGGCCCUGACUGCCAGUGAGCAGGACCGAAGGUUGUUGCAGGAACAUCUGGAUAAAACACGAGACGCUCUCUCAGAGAAGAAGAGGCAGAACCAUACGCUCACCGUUCAGAGUCAGAACUUUCAAAGAGCACAGGAGGACUUGGAGCUUAAACUUUCUGAGCUGGAGAAACAUAACAGGACACUGAGGGAGAGCCUGAAGCAACAGCAGGAGGCUGAACUGCAAACUUCCCAGCAGCUGCAGAGAGACAAAGAAGAACUCCAAGAAAAGCUCUGCGAUCUGCAGAGCUCUUUGCGAAAGCUUCAGAAUGAGAGAGGGGCGUUGGAGAAGGUACUGGCACGUAUCGGUAAAGACAAGUCUGCUCUCAGAAAGACCCUAGAGAAGGUGGAGAUGGAGAGGUUGAGGAAGGAGGAGGAGGCAGCAUUUGCUGCCAGGGAGAGAACGCUGUUGGAGCAGAGAGUCUGCAGCCUGGAACAGGAGCUAGCUGCCAAACAGGAAAUGCUGGAGACUAUGCAGGUGCAAAGUUCUAGGAUCAGAGGGCAGAACUCUAGAGGACACGGCAAAAUCUCCCAGUUGGAUCACUCUCAUGCACAGUGCCUCCUGGAGGUGACUACCUGUCAUCACCGAGUUUUGGAUGUAGAAACAGAUGGUUCGAGCGACAGCCAGCUUCAAGCACAGUUGGCUAUAGAGAACAGGCAGAGGGCUCAUAGGGUUAAAUGCGUGGACAAGCAGACUCUCAAAGAGCAGCUGGAUCAGGAGAGGCGAGAGGCCUGUUUUAGUCAAAUGCUUCAGCCU
Molecule: messenger RNA, 5853 nt
Organism: Menidia menidia (Atlantic silverside)
Lineage: Eukaryota; Metazoa; Chordata; Actinopteri; Atheriniformes; Atherinopsidae
Source: the annotation of a GenBank genome assembly